AUGAUUUUGAUUAUUAUUCUGUAUUUUGUAUCACCAUUGAUUACACCUAAGCCACUCAAUCUAACUGGGGCACAUGUUUUGGUGACAGGAGGUUCUAGUGGUAUAGGUAAAGCUUUAGCUAUCAAUGUUGCUAAACAAGGUGCCAAUGUUACCUUACUGGCUAGGAAUAAAAAUAAGUUACAAGAAGCUAAAGUGGAAGUAGAGAAACAUUUUAUUAAUAAAGAUACACAGAGUAUAAUAUGUAUCUCUGUAGAUAUUUCUAAAGAAUAUGAACCAGUAGAAAAAGCUGUUAAACAGGCAGAAGAGAAGUUUGGAGCAGUAAGAUUAUUAAUAAACUGUGCUGGAACAUCGAUAGCUGGUGUAUUUGAAGAAUUACCAGUUACAGAAUUUAAACGAAUGUUAGAUAUUAAUUAUUUAGGUAGUGUAUAUGUAACUAGAGCUGUGAUACCUACUAUGAAGAAAGAACACAAGGGACGUAUUGUAUUUGUAUCAUCACAAGCAGGACAACUGGGUUUAUUUGGUUAUACAGCUUAUUCUGCUUCUAAAUUCGCUUUAAGAGGCUUAUCAGAAGCUUUACAGAUGGAGUUAAAACCCUAUGAUAUAAGAGUUACCAUGGCGUUUCCUCCAGAUACAGAUACUCCUGGUUAUGCUGAAGAACAAAAAACAAAGCCUAGAGAAACCCAUUUAAUAUCAGAAGUAGCUGGUUUAUUUUCACCUCAUGAAGUGGCUAAAACUAUAGUUGAAGAUUCUAUAAAGGGUAAAUUUUUUAGUUAUAUGGGACUAGAUGGUUAUAUGUUAUCAUCAUUAACAUGUGGUAUGUCACCUGUUAUAUCUAUGAUGGAUGCUGCACAGCAGGUGGUGACCUCUGGAAUCUUCCGAGUUAUUUCAUUAUUUUACCUGGAUUAUUUUGAUAGAAUUGUUAAAAAAUGUAAAAAUGAUAAACAAACAGAGGAUAAAAAAUCUUCAUGA
This is a messenger RNA of Lottia gigantea (owl limpet), 969 nucleotides long. RefSeq lists its product as hypothetical. Lineage: Eukaryota; Metazoa; Mollusca; Gastropoda; Lottiidae. The transcript is spliced from 10 exons. Gene Ontology annotation, cellular component: endoplasmic reticulum membrane. The coding region runs from base 1 to 969 and encodes 322 amino acids. Gene Ontology annotation, molecular function: 3-dehydrosphinganine reductase activity. The record is from RefSeq and is a predicted model, not a curated record. Gene Ontology annotation, biological process: sphingolipid biosynthetic process.